This is a messenger RNA of Neolamprologus brichardi, 6368 nucleotides long. NCBI's taxonomy places the organism in Eukaryota, Metazoa, Chordata, Actinopteri, Cichliformes, Cichlidae. The record is from RefSeq and is a predicted model, not a curated record.
UCAUCUGGAGUAGAACAGCCCAAGUUUGCCCUCAGCUUCAAAGAUGACAUGGAUAAUGCAGAUGACUUCAUUGCAGCCCAUCGUCUUUCAGACAAGCUUUUGAAGAUUAAUCUGGAUGAGAGUGCAUCCACAAAUCAAGGCUCCAUGCUGGGCCUUGGUACUACACAGGCAGGCUCAGUAUGUGGCCAUCCCACAGAACUUGGAACAGAUCUGUCAACAGGGCUUCUGACAUUUGCUCAUUUUGGACAUAAAGAUAUCACAGACAAAAAGUCCAUACAGGCUCAGGCCUUACCAGCUAGAGUUGAAAACAACCAGGUGCUGAGUGAAGGAGUGGGCAGUGACCAUUUUAGUGACAGCAACUCAAGCUUCCUGGCCAAUGAGAAGCUCAUGUCUGUGGAUAGUAUGAAUAGCGACCUAACAGAUGAUGACAUUGAUGUAAACAACCUGCCUGAUGAUGAGCUGGAGCUGUACUUCAAUAAGCUGGUCCCUCCUGCUAUGCAGAGAGGCAGAGUGGAGGGCCAGGAGAUUCCUGCAACUGGAGUGCCAGGUGCUGCUGAUGUCCUGUCCAACCCAAGUUCUACAGAGCCUGAACAGUACAGAGAUCAAUUCCUUGAUCAGUCUGAUCAGAAACAAAUUUCCCGAGCGUCUUAUGGAGGAGGUGGGGAUGGGAGCAGUGGCAGUGAAGAAAGUGGAAACGAUGGAGGAGUGUCGACCAUGCCUCUUCCAGCAGCAACUAAUGUCCAGACCACCUACGAUGCCCUGCGUGGGUUGGGGAUUGUGGGUAGCAGUGCUGUUGGUCAAGAUGAGGACGAUAAUCUGAAUGGUCUUCCAGUACAUGGAAGAAUCAGCCUUCCCAGACAUACAAAGAUGGGUGACCGUGUGGGUCCUGUUGGAACAGGAGAGACCAGCUCCUCUCUGGGGAUGUCUGGGGCAUCUCAGAGGCUUCCUCAUGUCAGCUGGAGCAAGGCCCUGGACAGACAGGAGGCACUGUAUGUUGUCACCACCUUCAUCUGCCGGACGUCUCGCAAACAGACAUCCUGGUUACGACCUUUCUCCUCAGGAGCUGCACAUCCAGACAGCAGUGAUGGCCCCAGUUCUGAUUCAAGCUUGGCUAAUCAGAGCUAUGCGCUCCCUGACAAUAACAGCAGUCCACUGAUGCUUAGUAUCAGUACAAUUGCUUCAGCCAUUGCGGAUGCAUCCAUCAGUAAUGACCCAUCACAGCUGGCUGCCAUGAUCAUGGAGCUGUCCAAGAAGAGUAGGGCGAGGAAUCGUGCAGAGUCUGCAAAAGCGGGACCUGCUGGCAGCAGCACUGAGGAACCUACCUCAGCUCUGCAUAUCCUCCCUGAGCCAGAUCAGAGUGCCAUUUUAGACACACUGCAGAGAAGCACGUGUGUAGGAGAGAUGAGUGGCUUUGAUAUGGAGAAAUACUUGAAAAAGGUUGAUGUUUCUGGCAGCAGUGAUUCCUUGGGGGCUCACACCACCCUUGAAUUGAGCAGCUGGGCUAACAAUCUCAGCAGCUCUCAGAGGAACCCUCAGACAGGACAUCCUGAAAAAUGGGGGAGCGCAGCUCAGCACGUGGAAAGUAAGACAAGCGUGAUGGAGAAAGACAUCAGGGGAGAGUCAACGAUGGCGCCCGGCAGCUCUAUCCCUCAACCGUCACUGAGCUCUGCCAGGAGAUCUGUGGGCUCUUCCACACACAAACCUCCUGCAGACACAGUGUUAUCUCAUGCUGCUUCCUCAGCCACUACCUGUGCUUCAUUAGGUGGAAUCAAGCCAGCAGAAGUGAACAUACAAGCAUCCAACGGUAGCCCCUCUAAAACCCCACACAAAACUAAUAAAAGCUCUGCUGCUUCACCUGGCUUGCUCAGAACCUCCCCUGGCUGUAUGAAAGGGCAGUCAGUCCUCCCUUGCCAUAAAGGUUCCUCUCCUUACUCAAAGCACCUCUCUGAGUCUAAUGUAAGGCAGCUCACUAAAGUGGACUCAGGAUAUUGUAGCAAUCUGAACAUUCAACAGACCAGCAGCUCCACAGCUCCUCAGAGCUCCCAGCAGUGGGGUACUGCUAGCUCAGUUUCAUCGUCGGUGUACACCGGAGGCCUCGGUAUGCCUCCAACCUUUUCAUCGGACGGACUUCACUAUGUGCCCAUCCCCAGCUUUAAGCCUCAGUGUCCUGGCACGAUUGACCUUCCCCACCAAGGAGAUGUGCAGUCUCUCCUCACUGGACGCGCUCUCUUCAACUCUCAGCUGGCUCAGCAGUAUUUGGGACCUGAAGCUCCACUACAUCCAGCUGCUUAUGUGGGAGCAACAGAAAGCGGUCUCUAUACCGUUGCCUCAAAUCCAGAAAGCUUCAUGGUCUGGGUUCAUUUCAAGGCCCCUCAGAAGUAUACAGCUUCUUCUGGAGAACUAGGUCCAGCUGAUGAGUACAGUGCCCGUGUGGACAUUGAAGUGGACUCCCCUGGUCCCAGUUGUGUGAUCAGGAGCAUUCCCCUCAGGGCCAGGUCUGGAACUGCAAGGGUCCAUGCUCCUAAAGAUCUGCAGGUAACUAAGCUGCUCCUUCUCACCAUUUUGGUGCUGCUGUCCGGCCCUCAGUAUGAGGUAUCACUGAAAGGAGAAGUAACCCCUGAGGACUCUGGAAAGCAUGCACUCCCCUCUGCAGCGGUGUGCGGCCCUGGUCUGACCAAUAACGUCCCACCAAUCCUCUCUAAUAAGCAGUUUGUAGCCUGGGGAGGAGUCACCCUGGGACGUGCCGUCCAACAGAAGCUGGUCCUUAGGAACAACUCGACUGACGCCACACAGCAGCUGCGCCUGCUUAUUCGAGGCCAAGACCAAGAUUGUUUUCAGCUCCAGAGUUUGUUCAGUCCCGAAGAACGUCUAACCCGACAUGGAGAGCUGUCCAUCCGUCCCAGAGAGGACGUGACCGUCCACCUUCUUUUCGCUCCCACCCGAGUGGCCUGCAUGUUGGCCAAGCUGGAGAUCAAACAAUCUGGAGUUAGACCUUCACAGCCCGGAGUCAAAUUCACUAUUCCACUGUCGGGUUAUGGCGGCACCAGCAACAUCAUUCUAGAAGACCAGAGGAAACGUGCAGAUGGCUACGUGGCGACACUGACCGACAUCGCUGUUGGCUGCGUGAGCAAAGUGUGUCUGUGUGUGAGGAACACAGGCUCCAGAGCUGCUUUCAUCAAAGCUGUGGCCUUCUCUGACGUGCAAACACGAUCACUCAUGGAGCCCUCAGUCAUCAGCCUCGCGCCUUCACAGUUUGUACUGAAGGAAAGAACCCAAGAGGUGAUCACUGUGCUGAUGAAGUCCACCCAAAGAGAACAGAACCUCUGUCAGUUAGCCAGUGCACUGCUGGCUACAAUCUACCUAUUCUGUGGAGAUGAGGUCUCCAGACAGCAGUACAGGAGGUUGCUUCAGAGCAAGCCGGAAGUUGCACGGAAGGCCCUGUCUGACAACAGUCUGCUGAAAAACAUCGAUUUUAAUGAGAAGUUCUUGGGAGAAGAAUAUGUUGCAGAGGCCUGUGACCUGCCCCAGCGGCCCAAUGAAGCCCACAUCUUCUACGGCAACAUGAGUAAGGUGGUGGUGUCGUUGCUCGGAAGUACUAAGAAUACAGACUUUGAGGAGAGCGAGCAUGCUCUGCUGCUACCGUCUGCAAAGUCCAGCUCAGAGACAGACAGUGGGUCUUCAAAUGGCAAUGUGUCUCUGGAUGUGCUGCCAGUGAAAGGUCCCCAGGGUCCAGCACUGAGAGUGGCAGAGCCUUCCUUAAAGGCUUCAGAGCAAUUACACAAACAGUCCGAGUCCUGGACUAUUCACCCAGAACAGCUCGUCCUUGCAGCUCCCACCAUCAAUGGUGUAUCCACCACCAGUCACGUUCAGAUCCGAAACAAUACUUCGAGAGAGCUGAGCUUUGAUUUGUCCUGGCCUGCCCACUGCCUCACGAUCACCCCACAGCAUGGAGUUAUCGAGCCACAGUGCCACCUGCAGAUCUUGAUCAGCCCAAACCCGUCAUUGGCAACUAAAUCUUCCCUGCUUCCCUGGAGUGGACAGAUUUAUGUCCAGUGUGAUGGUCAACAGAAGUUUAUUAAGGUUCAGAUCCGUCGAGACCUUGCUCUGGAUGUGUCUACAGCCCCAGCAGAUACAAGUUUGUCAGCCCUGCCUCCUCAGGCUGCUACCCCCUUGUUGCCUGUGGGCAGGCUCACCACAAGGCCAUCGCUUACCCCACAGAUGCCUCAGGCCAUGGUAGAGAUCAACAACAAGACCAUAGUCUUCCCCACCACACCCUCAGGGGAGACAUCAGAGGCCCAGCUGGAGGUGCAGAAUGGGAACGUGGAAGUGAGGUGGUACCUGUCAUCAUUUGCUCCUCCAUAUGUCAAGGGGGUUGACAACAGCGGAGACGUUUACCGGGCCACCUACACGGCUUUCAGAUGCUCCAGGGUUUCUGGAACCCUGGGAGCCCAUGAGAAGAUGCAGGUGCCCAUCACUUUUCUGCCCAGGGACAGAGGGGACUAUGCCCAGUUCUGGGACUUGGAGUGCCACCCUGUGUCUGAGCCCCAGCAGAAAACCCGAAUCCGCCUCCAGCUCUGUGGCACCGGAACAAAAUCUGGACCAGUGGGAGGACCACAGGAAGGAGACUGCUCUCUAGAGGAGGUGGUGCGGAGGGGUGUGUAUUCACCACAGGACCUGUACACCUUUCCUGCCACACGGGUGGGUGAGUCCAGCUCUCUAAAGGUCAACGUCCGCAACAACUCGUCCGACACGCAUGAGCUGAAAUUUGUAAACCCUAGCGAGCCCUUCUACAUCAAGCAUUCCAGAUAUUCUCUGAGAUCCCAGCACUAUCUGAAGCUACCCGUCCAGUUCAAGCCCAGUACCGCAGGCGGACACAGCGGCUUGCUGCUCAUCCAGUCAGAAACAAGCGGAAGUCUUGUUAUUCAGCUGACUGGUGAGGCAUUGCCUUGAAUCCACCGUUUUUAACCAUCCCACGCCACCUCGUCGUGCCGCCUGGCUUUGGGUGGUGCUCCUCUCUGUUCUCUUCACUGUGGGAGAGAUGUGAGUGACAGAAUAAAAGGCAUGAGGUCUAAGGAUCAAAUAAUGUCAGCCUCUGGAUUUAAAUCCUUCCUUGUCGUCAUGUGUGGAGAUGCACGCUAUAGCUGAUUGAGGGGGACUGACUGAGACUCCUGCCAACACAGCCCCAGCUGCCUGUGGAUAAGGCACAGGUGUCCUCAGCUGGCCGAUGGAAAAUGAUUGCGCCUGUUUGUGCCUGAAGCUGAGUAGUUUGAAUCUGUCCAGCUCACAAUUAGUCUGCACGGCCCCGGCGUUCCAGAGAGCUAAUGCAUUUUGUCACUUGACUCUGGAUCUGGUGUUUCGCUUUCUCUCUGAGUCAUGUCACAAAGUAGCAUUGCUGUUGCCAUGGUCUGUCGGACAGUAGCGGCACCAGCUGAGAUACUUUGGAAUUAAUUGGAGCUGGGCAUGCAGGAAUGCCUUUGUUUGCUGUUCGGUAACAUCACUGCAGGGAUUUUGUUUUUGGAAAAGCCACAUUUUUGCCUGUUUGUUGUGUUACAUAGUGGAUACAUACCUUUUUGUCUCAGAACUCUGUGGAGUCAUCUCUGCCAUUACCUCCUAACUGAAACAAGGACCCGAAUAGAUUUAAAGCUUCAGUUUUCCUGGAGUACAUUUUAAAACUGCUAUUCUAGCUCUGCCUGCAUCUCACAACAUUUUCCUAAUCUUCUGUACUCGUGUUUGUUUCUAUGGAGAUGGCUCUUCAUCUUGCAGGGCCCACCUGCGCAGUAGCCUUUGUCAGCACCAUGUGUUGACUUCCCCACAACCUCCAAGGCUCAUUCCAAACAGCCCAGAUGUACUUAAUUUAGUCAUGUUCAGGGCAGCUCACAGCAACAUUAGGAUGGUUAAUGAUUGUUAUUACAUGCUAAAAGAGUUUCCUCUGGUGGGGUUUUCAUUCGGCAGCUUGCCAGGUCUGUUCAGUAUGGUUGCCAUGGCAAAACAGUUGUUAAUCACUGUUCCAGUCACAGAAAAUUAUCUCCCUGUUUCCUCUUUUGGCUCUGGGGCAAAUGGCCAAAAUUGCUCAGGGGGUUUUGGAUUUGCUUCCAUAAUCAGUUUUGAUAUUGAAGGGGAUGGAAAUGGGGAAACUUUAUCAAGGAGGUGUUGUUAACCUGCUAGUGCCUCACAUUGUGACAAUACGCUGAAGAACACUAUUCUUUUGUACAGUUUUUUCCUACUUGUGUAGCGGGUUUUAACAUGAAGGCAGUGUACUGUUAAACAUCCCAACAUGUUUUGAUUUACAAUUUGCACAUGCUUUGAAUAGCAAUUAUGUAAUAUAUUGUAUGUAAUAUAUGUUUAAAUAAAGUUUUGUGACAAUUGAA